Molecule: messenger RNA, 5176 nt
Organism: Chaetomium fimeti
Lineage: Eukaryota; Fungi; Ascomycota; Sordariomycetes; Sordariales; Chaetomiaceae
Exons: 2
Coding region: 334-4689 (1451 amino acids)
Biological process (GO): regulation of ARF protein signal transduction
Molecular function (GO): guanyl-nucleotide exchange factor activity
Source: RefSeq, a predicted model, not a curated record
CAGCGACUUGCUCAAGCAGUUGGACAACCCCUUGUUGCGAAAGACUCGUCUUCCCAAAACCGUCAUUCGACAAAACCGGAAUCCACACGACGACAGAUCCGACGACCUGCCAUUCCAUCCGACCUGCAGCCAACGGUGCACACAUACCGCGCGCUCCAUCAAUUCACUCGUUUAUACCGGGAGCGCACACCUUUUCUGCAAUCCGCUGUCCGAUUGUUUAGGGGACCUGAUUUCGCCUUAUUUCCGAGCUGCAGCCCUGAUCGAGACCGCCCCGCCGAUUCUUCGUCUCCUCGGUAGACUCAUGGACUAUGACGAUUGCGCCGGACUGUAACCAUGCCGUUCCUGCGACGCCGUGGCAACAUGGCCAGUGAGAGCGAUAUGCGGCGUCAUUCGCUGCUUGACACUCUCUCUGCGCCCACCCCAAAGCAGCCGACCUUCAACAACUCCGGGUCCACCACCGACCUGCCCGCUCUGUCAACCGUAGCAGAGGAUUCGACAUCUCUGCGCAUCCCCAAUUCUUCGGCCGACCUCCCCCGAGAUAGCAUAUCUGUGGCAUCCACCCACCGCGUCCCUUCGAUAGUCGAACCCUGCGAUGGGCCCGCGUCCGUCGCCGGCUCCGAUCACUCGCACAAGCGCCGACGCUUCUCCAUGCUGAGGUUUCGUAACGCGUCAGACUCUCAGCUGGCUGCGAAGGCGAAACUUCAUGCGGCGGCACAGAAGCCUCCACCAGUACCGCGCCCUCCCGAAAUCAUCACCACGGCCCCAACUUUCAAUCCCGUCGGCCCUCGAAAGAAGACAUCUCGGAUGAACUUUGGGCGACUGCGCCGAUCGGGCGAGCUCUCUAGGACAGAGGACGCGAAUGAGACGAACGGCAGGUCCGUCGGCCACGAACGGAUUUCCAGGGUCCCUGAACAUAGUGUGUCGUUUGACGAACCCAAUCGCCCGUCGUUUUCGCACGCUCAUGUGCCGCCACCAUAUGGAGAUGACCGCUCUUCGGGAUUGGCACUGCCUCCCAACCGGCUGUCCGAGUCGUCGAGGUCGGAUGCCAGCUCCGGGGACAGGGUCUAUGGCAGUACCACAACGACUACCCAUACCGUUCACACAACAACCACGUUUUUUAGGCUUCCGCGCAGGAAACCCAAGCAACCGACACCGUUGUUCCCCAUUGCUCACCUCCAGCCAAAGAGCAAGUCAUCAUUCGCCGAAGACUCGAAUGUCUCUGGUUCGUCCUUCGCCGCAUCGGACCGGUCUGGUGCCAAUGCCUCACGGGGUAGCCAAUUCACCCCGACGCAGUCAAGGGCGCCGUCGAGAAACGGGGUGACAACGCCACCUCCUCCAAAUCAAGGGGUCGCUAUGUUGGCUCGGGCGGCCGCAUCCCCUGCCACUGCCCUAUUUCGGCCCAGCUCCAGACAAUCUGGGCAAUCUUCACCAACCCGAAGCUAUAUUCAUAGGAGGGGUAGGUCUUCGACUAUGAGCUCAUUGGGGAGGAAUUCUCCGCGGGAUUCCGUGGAAGAUCACUUGGCCCCUCCCACAAGAACCUCGAUAUCAAACGGCCGAAAGAGUUUCAGCGAUCUUCUCGGCCUCGGUCGGCUGCGCCAGAAUUCAGACAUGGUGGCAUCUCGCCAGGGAACAUUAACCCCCAUGACGCCAGGCUCCAGCGCUUCCAAAAACAACUCUCUACAACUUCCUCGCGAGUCCGUUAAUCUUCCGGAGCGCCGAGAGGAUGACACGCCGGCGAAAUACCUUGAACGUCUGCUUGAAGUCGUCAGCAGGAGUGUGGUGGCAGCAGCCCUCUCCAAGAACACUGACGCGUUUUCGCAGUCGGUGUUACGCAGUUAUAUGCGGGGUUUCCUGUUCUUUGGCGACCCCAUGGACAUGGCACUGAGAAAACUUCUGAUGGAAGCCGAACUGCCAAAGGAGACACAACAGAUCGACCGCUUCGUGCAGGCGUUUGCGAACCGGUACCACGAAUGCAACCCCGGGAUUUACUCGUCACCAGACCAGGCUUACUUCAUCGCCUUCUCUCUACUCAUCCUCCACACCGAUGUGUUUAACAAAAACAACAAACACAAGAUGCAGAAGGCCGACUACCUCAAGAACACGCACGGAGAGGGGAUCUUCGAUGACAUCCUCGACGUUUUCUACGACAACAUUACCUAUACCCCGUUCAUCCACGUUGAGGAUGAUUUGGAUAUCAACGGCGAGCGGAUAAUUGCGCAAAAAGCCCGUAAAAAGUCAAUAUUUCCACACGCCGUCCCGGAUCCCGCCAAGAGAGUCGCGAAGGAACCCGUCGACCCCUACACACUCAUCAUCGAUCACAAGUUGGACUUGCUCAGGCCCAACCUGAAGGAGGUGAUGCAACUGGAUGACCCGUACGACUACCUCGGAACUGUCAAGUCCCUUAACAUGAAGGAACUCCAAAGGACCUUCUUUAAGACCGGUGUGUUGCAGAUAGUUUCCGCACGAUCACGACCUGAUGCUUUCAUGACGGAAAAGACGGCCACGAACCCGGAGGAAGCCCAUCCUGGCAUUGUGGACAUCAAAAUCACCAAGGUCGGCUUGUUGUGGCGGAAGGAUGCCAAGAAGAAGAAGACGAGAUCACCAUGGCAAGAGUGGGGUGCCAUUCUUACCGGUGCUCAGCUCUACUUCUUCCGCAAUACCGCGUGGAUUAAGCAGUUGAUGCACCAGCAGAGAGAUCACCUUAAGAAGGGCCAUGAUAGCGACCCGUGCAUCUUCAAGCCGCCACUGGAUCAGUUCAAGCCCGAUGCUCUAAUCUCAACAGACGGCGCGGUGGCCUUGAUGGAUUCGAGUUAUAACAAGCACAAGCACGCUUUCUUGUAUGUCAGACACGGUGGGUUCGAGGAAAUUCUCCUAGCCGAGGACGAGAACGAGAUGAACGACUGGCUAGCCAAGCUCAAUUACGCCGCCGCCUUCAGGACGUCUGGCGUCCGUAUGCGGGGCGUCAUAGGAGGCAACUACGACGGGCAAAGCCGGCGCGCAAUCAGGGGAUCUGGCAGCGGUAACGUCCAGGUAAUCCAGACUCCUUCGGGCGAAGUGACGGUGACCCGCAGUCGGAUCGACCACCAGAUGGCCCAGGAUAUUCUGGCGGCUCGACGGGAUUUCAUGCGCCAGAAAAUCGUCGAUGCCGACGAAAAGCUGAAGGAGGUCGAAGCAACACUCGAAUCUCAGCUUCGCAACUCGCGGCAUCUUCAAAUACUCGCGCCGAUAUCACCCAAGACCCGGGACCAGAUGUUAUUGUCUGCGGCGCGCAUGGCGGCACAGACCAAAUGGACGCGCAUGGAAAUCUGGAAGCUCAAGUGUCACCGCGAUGUUUUGCAGCUUGAUAUGGAGGAAGAACGCCAACUUCUCGGUCUCCCACCAGACACGAAGCUGGAUGGUCCGGCCAGGUCUCUCACGAGGGAGGAGUCCAAGAUGAGCCACAUCUCUGCCUCUCAAAAGAGCCUACGGUCCCCAGAACAGCUGUCCCUGACAAGAUCAUCCUCCAUUGCUGCAAAGUCGGAUGAUAACUCUUCACCAGCAACGGAGGCCUUCCAAACACCGCCUACUACUGCGAGUGCCAGCCGGGAAGAUUCAUGGGCUUCACCAGGUGCCGCAUCCGAUCACGGUGGCCUCAGGAAGCCAUCCGUCUCGACCACGGUUGGAUCUGACGCGUCCGUCCCCGGGACGCCGCCGAACAACGAGACCGAACCAUCCACCUCAAAGAAGCGCGAUUUCGAGCAGUCAGACGACGUGGAUGCCGGCGAGCGGGACCUGUUGGAACAAGCCGGGCUUCUCGAGCCUGAAAUCUCGCGUUCGUCAGACCACAGGAGCACCAACGAUAACGUGGACGGGGAAGGGACCCCUGAGCGGCGGGAGCGUGCCUCCAGCGGCACCCCGGCAGACCGAAGCGAGAGGAGCAAGAUUCGCCGCAGUCUGCAACGCACACUUAGGGAAGGCGCUGGCCACAUCUCGCAUCACCGGCACCGCAGGGCCAAGGACUCGACUUCGAACGCUACGUUGUCUGACGACGCGAACCGUGAUGCCCCCGAUGUCCUGCCCCGAGGGACCGGAUCGUUUGUGGUGCACGGGAAGAAAGCCUCGGUGAUCACCUUCGGGAACGAACUUCAAAUGCAGAGCCUCGCGACCGAGGAACGUAUCCGCCAGCGGCUCCACCGGGACGAUUCAUCGAGCACCCGCACUGGCGCAGCAGACGGCAGCGAUUUCCAGUCGAUCUUGACCGCGCGGUCCAUGCGGGAUCGCGAGCAUCGUGGCUCCGCCGCCAGUGCGAGCACCGCCACAGCGAGGAGUUUCAGGGAGCUGCAUAGAAAAUACUCCUCCGCCGCCAGGGGCAUGGGUGGUAACGGUAACCUCGCGUUGCCGUCUGACGAGGACAGCGACGCGGCGGUCAGCUUCUCCGAUGGGCGCCGCACGCCGCUGCCACCCAUUGACGGCGAGGAGGAGCAAGAACGGGAGCAAGGAGAUGAUGCCAACGGAGACACGGACGGUGUCGAGUAUUUUGAGCUCAGCCCGCCCCCCAGUCGCGAGGGCCGCAACACGGUGUUCUUCACCCCCGAGCCACCGUCCUCGCCGGUCAUCGAGCCGUCCAAGGGGAAGGAGGUGGAGCACAGGGACGUCGCUGAAGGCAGCGAUCGGCUCCCGAGCCCGCCGUUGCAGGCUGUCGGUGCCUAGGAGGAAUCACAUGUCGGGAUUCACAACCCCUCUACCAUAUAAACAACCCACCCACACGAUUUCAUUCCUUUCGAUUCGGUUUACAACAUACAAGUCUCUCCUUUUUUUUUUCGACAUACCAUUGUAUUAAUGUACCGUGACGCGAAAAUGUUUGCGCGUCGCCAGGGCAAGGCAAGAGAAGAGAAAAAUAUGGUGAAUGAUGUGAAGGCGGCUCGACGCGGAAACCAAGGCUUUCCUUCUUUCCUUCCUCCGUCGUUAUAGAUCUCAGCUACGCCUCUCUUGGGGCCUAGACUAUUCUGGCUCUUCCAGAAACCAACAUACACUCCCUUUUUCUUGCUGUUUCUUCUACUUUCAUUUCCCCGGGUUAGCAGGGUAACGGGCAAUGGCUUUGGGGGAUAUCCGUUUCCCUACGCAUGACUAUCACUCCUUUUAAUACGUGUCACAUUCUUCAUCUUCGUUUUUCUUCUUCAUUGAUGGGUGGGCGGGG